Musca vetustissima is the source of this 402-nucleotide messenger RNA. RefSeq names its product succinate dehydrogenase assembly factor 3, mitochondrial (gene Sdhaf3). Gene Ontology annotation, biological process: succinate metabolic process; mitochondrial respiratory chain complex II assembly. Bases 19 to 402 code for a protein of 127 amino acids. Gene Ontology annotation, cellular component: mitochondrion; mitochondrial intermembrane space. Lineage: Eukaryota; Metazoa; Arthropoda; Insecta; Diptera; Muscidae. The transcript has 3 exons. The record is from RefSeq and is a predicted model, not a curated record.
UUAAAUAUAAAUAAAAUAAUGUCUAAAAUACUGGUAGAUCAAUUGUCACACCCACAAAGAGUACGUAUUUUGUAUAAAACAAUAUUACGUUUACACAGAGGUUUACCGGAUGAAUUAAAAGAUUUGGGCGAUAAAUAUGUUAAGGACGAGUUUCGAAGGCAUUUAAAAUGUAAUCCCAUGGAGGCACAAUUAUUCAUGACAGAAUGGGCAAAAUAUGCAGUGACAAUAAGUAAACAAUUGGGUAUACGCGGCAAACCCUUGGGGACGCUUGGAGACGAUUUAGACCAGGAAACGGUGGAAAUGUUAAAAGACGAUCAGGUUGUGCAGUUGUAUGAGUUAAUGUUGGCAGCCAAGGGCAUUGAAGGCGAUGUCAUAACAAAAGAAGAUAUUACCAAUAAAUAA